CAACAUCGAACACAGCUUGCUUGCUUGCUUGGAGAAAAAAGAAAAAAAGAACACAGCUUGUUUGCUUUAGAGAGAGAGAGAGAGAGAGAGAGAUGGAGAACUUCCCAGUGAUAAAUUUGGAGAAGCUAGACGGUGAGGAGAGAGGAGCAACCAUGGAGAAGAUCAAAGAUGCAUGCGAAAACUGGGGUUUCUUUGAGUUGCUUAAUCAUGGCAUAUCCCAUGAGUUAAUGGAUGCUGUGGAGAGGUUGACAAAGGAGCACUACAAGAAGUGCAUGGAGCAAAGAUUCAAGCAGCUCAUGGCAAGCAAGGGUCUAGAGGGUGUUCAGGCUGAGGUCCAUGACAUGGAUUGGGAGAGCACCUUCCACUUACGCCAUCUCCCCUACUCCAAUAUCUCUGAGAUUCCAGACCUCCAAGAUGAUUAUAGGAAGAUCAUGAAGGAAUUUGCAGUGAAGUUGGAAAAACUGGCAGAGGAACUCCUAGAGCUGUUAGGCGAGAAUCUUGGACUAGAGAAAGGUUACCUCAAAAAGGCAUUGUGUGGAUCAAAAGGUCCAACUUUUGCAACCAAGGUUAGCAACUACCCUCCAUGCCCAAAGCCAGACCUGAUCAAGGGUCUCCGCGCCCACACCGAUGCUGGUGGCAUUAUCCUUCUCUUCCAGGAUGAUAAGGUCAGCGGUCUCCAGCUUCUCAAAGAUGGUCACUGGAUUGACGUGCCUCCGAUGCGCCAUUCCAUUGUCAUCAACCUUGGUGACCAGCUCGAGGUCAUCACCAAUGGGAGGUACAAGAGCGUGCUGCACAGAGUGAUAGCCCAAACUGAUGGGAACAGAAUGUCAAUAGCUUCAUUCUACAACCCUGGCAGUGAUGCUGUAAUUUAUCCAGCACCAGCACUGGUAGAGAAAGAGGGAGAUGAUGAGGAGAAGAACCAUGUUUACCCAAAAUUCGUGUUUGAGGACUACAUGAAGCUGUAUGCUGGCCUCAAGUUCCAGGCCAAGGAGCCAAGAUUUGAAGCCAUGAGGGCAACAGGUGGCUUGGGUCCAAUUGCAACAGCUUGAGAGCAAAUUUUUUAGUUGAAGAGAAAAAGAAUAAUUGUCAUACAUUAUUUUUGUGGUGGCUUCCUAAACAGACUGAAUUUUAUGAAUUGAUUAUUUGUAGAAUGUGACUUUUCUAUCAUAAAUUUGAUAACAAUGUUACCAUUUAUCAUAAA
Messenger RNA from Carya illinoinensis, 1201 nucleotides. RefSeq names its product 1-aminocyclopropane-1-carboxylate oxidase 3-like. The transcript is spliced from 4 exons. The record is from RefSeq and is a predicted model, not a curated record. Lineage: Eukaryota; Viridiplantae; Streptophyta; Magnoliopsida; Fagales; Juglandaceae. The coding region runs from base 93 to 1049 and encodes 318 amino acids.